AUGAAUAGAGCUAGUGGUGUCCUGUCGCUGCUGUUUGUGGCCAGUGCCCUGGGCGGCGUGAUCGAGGACUUUGAGUACCUGUCGGUGGUCGAGAUGUGCGAUCUGCUGCCGCAGGAUACCAGCUUCCUGCGACCGAACACCUGCGACAACUGGGUGCGGUGCGCCAGCAACAACAGCGUGCUGGAGCAGGGCGGCUGUGCCGCAGGACUGAACUACAACAAGGAGCUGGGUCGCUGCAUCCUUGCAUCCUCCAGCGCCACGGUGUGUCCCUAUGCCAACGCUAUGGCGGACCAGCACAAGAACCUGUGCGCCAACGAAACGGAGGGCGCCUUCAUCGUGGAUCCCAGCAGCAGCGAUUGCCGCGGCUACAUCUUGUGCAAGUCCCACAAGCAGAUCAAGGCCAACUGUCCCAACGAGCUGAUCUUCCACCCCGUGUCGCGAUCCUGCGUGUACGAGAAGCAGUACCAUUGUCCCACCAGCCAGGCGAGGAGGGCCAGUCCCGCCUGCCGAUCGCUGCCGAACAACACGCGUCUGGCCGAUCCCGUCCAUUGUGACCAGUACUACGAGUGCGUCAGCGAGGUCUUGCUCAGCAGAUCCUGUCCAGCGGCGAGUGCAUACGACGCGAGUCUCGGCUACUGCGUGGAUGUGGCCGAGGUGUCCUGCUACAAGACCGCCGCCCUGCCGGCACCGGAGAACACCUUCUGCCUGGACAGUGCCACCGGAUCCGCGCGCGUUGGCUACUUCGCCGACGAGGAUUCCUGCUCCCACUACUAUAUCUGCGGAAACCCCUCCGCCGGCAAGCACGACACGGAGCCCAAGCACCUGAGCUGUCCAUUGGGCCAGUUCUUCGACUUCGAGAAGCUUUCGUGCCGCGACAGACUCAACGUGCGCUGCCAGCUGGACAGGUGUGUGGGCACCAACAUCUCCUACGUAAACAUAGCCGGCGAUUGCCAGAGCUAUGGACGUUGCUCCGGCGGAGUGACCGUCAGCGUGGGCCAGUGCCCCACGGGUUACUUCUUUGACGAGCGCAACCAGGGAUGCACGGAGACCAACUACCACUACAUCGCCUGUUCCGUGUAGGCCUUACCAAAUCGCAUCCAAUUUAAAUCCCUAAUAAAUCGAUCCCAUUCUUGGUGGAGGUAAAAUGCA
This is a messenger RNA of Drosophila erecta, 1149 nucleotides long. RefSeq names its product peritrophin-48. The record is from RefSeq and is a predicted model, not a curated record. Gene Ontology annotation, cellular component: extracellular region. The transcript is spliced from 2 exons. Bases 1 to 1080 code for a protein of 359 amino acids. NCBI's taxonomy places the organism in Eukaryota, Metazoa, Arthropoda, Insecta, Diptera, Drosophilidae. Gene Ontology annotation, molecular function: chitin binding.